This is a messenger RNA of Erinaceus europaeus (western European hedgehog), 3649 nucleotides long. RefSeq names its product sortilin related VPS10 domain containing receptor 2 (gene SORCS2). The record is from RefSeq and is a predicted model, not a curated record. Lineage: Eukaryota; Metazoa; Chordata; Mammalia; Eulipotyphla; Erinaceidae. The transcript has 23 exons. Gene Ontology annotation, cellular component: membrane. The coding region runs from base 16 to 2721 and encodes 901 amino acids.
ACUGUCGGUGACCCCAUGAGAAGGGGCUGGUCUGACAGGAACCCCCGCAGGUCUGUGUCCGGGGUGGACGCUGACCCCGACCUAGUCCACGUGGAGGCCCAGGACGCCGGGGGAGGCUUCAGGUACAUCACCUGCCAUCUUCACAACUGCUCCUCACAGCCGCCGGAGGCCGCGCUGGUUGGGCCCAUUGACCCCGGCUCCCUGGCCGUGCGGGACGACUACGCCUUCAUCCAGGUCACCUCGGCCAGCAGCACCAAGCACUACGUCUCCUACCGGCGCCAGGACUUCGUCCAGAUGAAGCUGCCCAAGUACGCCCUGCCCAAGGACCUGCAGAUCAUCAGCACGGACGAGGGCCAGGUGUUGGCGGCGGUGCAGGAGUGGCACCAGACGGACACCUACAACCUGUACCAGUCCGACCCCCGCGGGGAGCACUACUCCCUGGUGCUGGAGCACGUGCGCAGCUCACGGCAGGCAGAGGAGAGCGUGCUGGUGGACGUCCUGGAGGUCCGUGGGGUGAAAGGCGUGUUCCUGGCCAACCAGAAGCUGGACGGCAAGGUGGUGACACUCAUCACCUACAACAAGGGGCGCGACUGGGGCUUCCUCAGAGCCCCCAGCACCGACAUGAACGGCAGGCCAACCCGCUGCGGGCCCCCCGACUGCCACCUGCACCUGCACCUGCGCUGGGCCGACAACCCCUAUGUGUCCGGCACCGUGCACACCAGGGACACCGCCCCCGGCCUCAUCAUGGGCGCAGGGAACCUGGGCUCGCAGCUGGUGGAGUACAAGGAGGAGAUGUACCUGACCGCGGACUGCGGGCACACCUGGCGGCAGGUCUUUGAGGAAGAGCACCACAUCCUGUACCUGGACCACGGCGGCGUGAUUGUGGCCAUCAAAGACACCUCCAUCCCCCUCAAGAUCCUCAAGUUCAGUGUGGAUGAGGGCGCCACCUGGAGCAACCACAACUUCACCAGCACCUCGGUGUUCGUGGACGGGCUGCUGAGUGAGCCGGGAGAGGAGACGCUGGUCAUGACGGUUUUUGGCCACAUCAGUUUCCGCUCCGACUGGGAGCUGGUGAAGGUGGACUUCCGGCCCCUGUUCCCCCGGCCCUGCACCGAGGCCGACUACAGCGCCUGGGACCUCGCAGACCUGCAGGGUGACCGCUGCAUCAUGGGGCUGCAGAGAAGCUUCCGGAAGCGGAAGGCCUCGUCCCGGUGCGUGAAGGGCAAGGGCUUCUCGGCGCCCCUCACCUCUCGUGUCUGCCCCUGCCGGCCCUCAGACUUCCUCUGUGACUACGGCUUCGAGCGCGUCCCCUCCUCCUCCAAGGCUGACGCCCACCAGUGUCUUGCCGACUUCUGGUUCAACCCGCUGUCGCCCCCUGAGGACUGUGCCCCUGGGCAGACCUACACCAGCACCUUGGGGUACCGGAAGGUGGUGUCCAGCGUGUGCGAGGGGGGCGUGGACCUGCAGCAGAGCCCGGCCCGCCUGCCCUGCCCCCUGAUGCCCCCUCGCGGCCUGCGGGUCAGCCUCCGCGGCGAGGCGGUGGCCGUGCGGCCGGGGGACGAGGUCCGGUUCCUGGUGCGGCAGGAGCAGGGCGACAUGCUGACCACCAGGUACCAGGUGGACCUGGGGGACGGCACCAAGACCGAGUACGUGAACCUGACGCUGAGCGGAGACCCCGUCCGCCAUCGCUAUGCACGCCCCGGGGUGUACCGCGUGGCUGUCACCGCUGAGAACCCAGCCGGCCGAGACGAGGCUGUGCUGUUUGUGCAGGUCAACGCCCCCCUGCAGGCCCUGCACCUGGAGGUGGCCCCCGUCACAGGCGUCAACCAGGAGGUGAACCUCACGGCCGUGCUGCUGCCCCGGAACCCUAACCUGACGGUCUUCUACUGGUGGGUCGGACACAGCCUGCAGCCCCUGCUGUCCCUGGAGAACUCGGUGACCACGCGCUUCGGGGCUCCUGGGGAGGUGCGCGUGACGGUGCAGGCGGCCUGCGGGGCCUCGGUGCUGCAGGACUCCAGGGUGGUGCGCGUGCUAGACCAGUUCCAGCUUGUGCCCCUGCAGUUCUCCGAGGACCUGGACACCCACAACCCGGACACGCCCGCCUGGAGGGAGGACGUGGGCUCGGUGGUCAGCCGCCUCCUGGCCAAGGAGACCGGGGUCCCCGUGGAACUGCUGGUGACCGUGGUGAGGCCGGGGCUGCCCACGCGCGCCGACCUGCACCUGCUCCUGCCGCCGCCGGGGUCCUCUCAGCAGCACAGCCUGAGGCUGAAGGCCAUGGAGCAGGCCCUGAGGGCACAGAAGGUCCAUUUCCUGCUCCGAGGUGGUGUCCGAGUACUUGUGACCCUCAGGGACCCUGACGCAGGCUCUCAGCAUCUAGGCAGCAGUGGUGGCUACUGGGCUGUGGCUGUCCUCUUUGUCACCGGGCUGCUUGCCGCGGGGACCUUCAUUUUCUUCAAGUUCAAAAGGAAACAGCCCGGCAGGACGGUAUACGCCCAGAUGCACAACGAGAAUGAACAAGAGCUGACCGUCCCCGCAGGGCACUGCCCGCCUGCGCCCGGCGGCCCACAGGGAGAAGCCUUCCUGGACGGUCACCUGGACUCCCGCUCCCUGGCGCCCAGCCCCUCACGCACCCCCCUGCUGCCCGCCCCCCGCACAGCCAACCACUCGGGCGUGGUCCUAAGCAUCAAUUCCCGCGAGAUGCACAGCUACCUGGUCAGCUGAGGCCCAGCACCCAGCACCCUGAGGGCGCAGACCGCCAGGCCGGGCCCCAGGACACCUGCAGAAGAGCCGCCUCCCGCCCGCCGUCCCCACACGGGGGUCAGAUGCCCCUCAUCCAGCUCCCUUCCUGGACGCCAGCCCACUCCAGCCCACCCCCGCCCUCUGGGCCCCGCUGAGGUGGGGUCUGGGGUCUCCCCAGGAAUGCCUCCCAGGACUCCAGCCGUAGCUCUGCAUCUCUCGCCCACGUGGGGAACCCCACUUCUGAAAACUGACCCCCAGACGGGCCGCCUCCCCACCUCCUGUCUGCGGCUCUCUGAAAACCUCCCUGGGUUUGCACCGGUGGGGGGCUAUUUCUGGGGGCCAUCUGGGCUGCGUAGUUAGAACGUGGGCCCUUGACAGCGGGAUGGGGGGUGGGCGGGAGAGAUGGGGCCCUCCCACAGCCGCCUUGCCCCCCGCCCCAUGCUCACACCUCGAGAUGUGACAGCACCCCCACCCUGUGGGCUCCAGCAAAGCCUGGGUGAUAGACCCUGUCCCCUAGGGCAGGAGGGGGGACAGGAGGGGCCUCUCUGGAGCAGCCCGGCCCACGGGACCUCGGUCACAGUGGGGGCCAGACGCGGGGCUGUCACAAGGCCGGGUGGUGGGUCCCGUCCCCGCAUGCCCACCCUUCACCUGGUGCCUGUCCCUCAGCAAACCCCCCCCCCGCCUGUGACAGCUUGGUCAGCCCUGGGGACCCGGCAGGGCAGGCCUCCUUCGGGGACAGCCCCCUGGCCGUCUUGUCUCUGGUGUGGCCGGGCCCACCCGUCGGGGACUCGAGGCUCUGGGCGGAGGGGUGGGGGUCCCCCCGCUGGCCCUGGGAGCUUGGGGUGCAGAUGCCAACAGCCUUUCUUAUGUUCCCUUUUUAAUAACCAAUAAACCGUUUGUGAUGCUUUUA